Messenger RNA from Mycena indigotica, 1839 nucleotides. Its product is annotated as BRCT domain-containing protein. The coding region runs from base 16 to 1839 and encodes 607 amino acids. NCBI's taxonomy places the organism in Eukaryota, Fungi, Basidiomycota, Agaricomycetes, Agaricales, Mycenaceae. The transcript is spliced from 10 exons. The record is from RefSeq and is a predicted model, not a curated record.
CUACAUGCAACUCCCAUGAGCCAAAACGCUAUCUUCUCACACCUCCGAAUUUUCCUCGACCCUGGCUGUGCAGGACGACCCAAAAUUGCUCGGGCGCUCAAGGCGGCAGGUGCUGAUCUGGUUUCGGAUCCCAGGGACUGUUCAAUCAUCCUCGUUCAAGGUGAGACACCAACGGGACAACGAUUUCUGCGGGAAUGGGGUGGCGAGAAGACAGUUCUGGAGACUUUGUGGGUCCAACGAUGCACGGAAGCCGGUAGAAUUCUUCAGCAGAGUGACAACUGGGGAAGUUGUCGCGCAGAGAUUAACUCCACCAUUCCACUAGAUGACGACCCAGACGAGCAACAACAUUCUUCACUCCCAACCCCGCGUAUCACACCAGUUGAGAUGUCUGCAUCUGCUCCCCCUUCUUGGGCCAUGGGUCAACCUCCCUCCGGUCAACUUCUUGCUCAGCAGCAACACCAGGCUGUUUUCCUCCCCUCCAACGAUCUUGUAAACCAACAGCCACAACUUCCAACAAACGAUCCUACCAGCGUGUACAACAUGGUCCUUUUUGAUAUCGUCCAGCGAAACGGUGUUCUUCCCUACCUCCAAUCCAACGCAAAUGCAUUCGCCGCACCAGGAAAUCCUCCCGGCUUGCUACCCCAAGACCCUCCGCCUCCUACAACUUCAUCUACCAGUCGAUCUACUUCUGUCGACUUGAAAGGCAAAGGACGGCAGCAGUCUGGGGCUAUCUUCACUUCCUCAACGGGAUCACCAUUGUCUUUUUAUGUUGCAUUGGAGGUACAGAAACGCAGCAGCUUGAUCUCAAGCAUCAAGAAAAAUGGGGGUGUCAUCUCUUCUCACCUGGCAACAGCCGACUACGCCGUCCUUUCGUUCCGUGCCAAAGAUUGGACCGCUUCGUUAGAAUCCGUACUUGCCCUCAACGGAACCCCAGUCAAAGCCGCUUUCAUCUACGAUUCAAUAGAAGCCGACGAACUACAGGACUUUACUCAAUACAAGUUUGAGGUACCAGAGAAGUUGCAAAAGAAAAUCGACGCCUCUUCUCGUCCGCUUUCCACAAACCACAAACCUACGUCUGGAAGCAUAUCAACCAAACCAACAGCAAAGUCAUCUAGUGUCAAAACUGAACCGCCUGAGAGAGCAUCCAAGGCUGUGGUGGCUCCCCAGCAACAAACUGUCCCAGUGAUUACCCCUCAACCAACCCCCCAAACUGAACCGCCAGAGCGUCCUCGUUCGCCCACUCCCCCACCAGUUUCAACACGAGUUCUCUAUAGUGCGAACAAGUACCGUUAUCCCGCUGUCGAGGACGAAUAUGCGGUUCGAUAUGCAGCAGUUUUGUUUGAACGCGAUAGAAUGACAAGUAUGAAUUAUCUGGCGAAGAAGCUCAGUCAGAAGUUGCCUCAUCAUAGUGAGAACGCGUGGAACACUCGUUUGGGUCAGAACCUCAAGACUCCAAUCGAGGAUGUCAAGAAACGUGCUUUCAUUGCCUAUCGCAAAAAAGCACAUCGUGAGGAUAAUAAUGGAGAGUCGACUAACAAGCGUCCGCGUUCCGAUCAAGCGCCUAACCAACCCCCUCCAGUGGCACCGGUAGCCCCAGCUGCUUCCACAAGCGCCGAUCUUGAACGCGAAAUCCAGCUUGUCGCUAAAUACUUUUUUGAUGGGGCAGAUGGCGAAGAAACCCGUGAAGGUGAAACCGAGGCAGAAAAGGAUGCCAGAAUUUGGGCACAGCUUACUCGCAAGGUCACGUGCAAAACAGAGGAAAGUUGGGAGACAUUCUACAAUACCCACCAUGCCAGAGUUUCGGAAGCUUAUAGCGCUCUUCUUGCAACCGAGAAUUAG